Morus notabilis is the source of this 858-nucleotide messenger RNA. RefSeq names its product ubiquitin-conjugating enzyme E2 10. NCBI's taxonomy places the organism in Eukaryota, Viridiplantae, Streptophyta, Magnoliopsida, Rosales, Moraceae. Gene Ontology annotation, molecular function: ubiquitin conjugating enzyme activity. The record is from RefSeq and is a predicted model, not a curated record. Gene Ontology annotation, biological process: protein polyubiquitination. The transcript is spliced from 5 exons. The coding region runs from base 141 to 587 and encodes 148 amino acids. Gene Ontology annotation, cellular component: nucleus.
CAGAUCGCUUACCCUUCCUCCAUUUCUUCUCCUAUCUUCUUCUUCUUCUUCUUCCUCCUCUUCAACUUCAUCUCUUCGAGGUAAUCGCGAAAGCCCUAGGGCGAUCUCCUGCAACCUUGCUCUAUCUCAGGGCUUUACAAAUGGCGUCGAAGCGGAUCUUGAAGGAACUCAAGGAUUUGCAGAAGGAUCCUCCUACGUCUUGCAGCGCAGGUCCUGUUGCUGAAGACAUGUUUCACUGGCAAGCAACGAUUAUGGGUCCUCCAGACAGUCCCUAUGCCGGGGGUGUUUUCCUCGUUACCAUCCAUUUCCCCCCGGAUUAUCCCUUUAAGCCACCCAAGGUGGCAUUUAGAACAAAGGUGUUCCACCCAAACAUAAACAGCAAUGGAAGCAUUUGCCUUGAUAUCUUGAAGGAGCAGUGGAGCCCUGCUCUAACUAUCUCGAAGGUGUUGCUUUCAAUCUGCUCUCUUUUGACGGACCCAAAUCCCGAUGAUCCAUUGGUGCCGGAGAUUGCUCACAUGUACAAGACGGACAGAAACAAGUACGAGACAACUGCGAGGAGCUGGACCCAGAAAUAUGCCAUGGGCUAAAGGAAACAUGGUAUGUGCGAUGGAGGGAAACCUAUUAUCUCUGAGUAUUUAGCCUUGUAGCCCCAAGGAUGAAAUGUUCUUCCAUCACUUGAAUCUUGACAUUGUCUACGCAAGAGGUCCAUUAGCCUAUAUUGGUUGAAAAAUGAAAGAAACACCGGCUAUUUUUUAAUCAAUUGUUUGUAAUUGUGAUAUUUGGAACAAUACGUGUUGCAUAGAACUAAUGAACUAUCCUUGUUUAUUUUUCAGUUAAAAAGAUAACAAAUUUAUCAUA